Molecule: messenger RNA, 2985 nt
Organism: Daucus carota subsp. sativus
Lineage: Eukaryota; Viridiplantae; Streptophyta; Magnoliopsida; Apiales; Apiaceae
Product: protein FAR1-RELATED SEQUENCE 2
Exons: 9
Coding region: 335-2812 (825 amino acids)
Biological process (GO): regulation of DNA-templated transcription
Molecular function (GO): zinc ion binding
Source: RefSeq, a predicted model, not a curated record
UGUUUUGGUUUAUUUUGUGUGUGAUUUUUCAGUCUAACUGAAGUGAUCUUUCACCUGAGAAAAAGGAAUUUCGUUUCCUGUCUAUCCUUUUCAUUUCAAGUCGAGUCUUGAUGCUGCUGCUUCUCCAGAUCCAUCUAUAGCAUUACAGCGACUCAUUAUUCUGCUCAACAACACCCUUGUUACUUGCCUUUUGUUUUUGCUUUACAAUUAGCAGUUUCACAAAUGUGUUUAUUGCACUUAGUUUGCCGCCUCAAGUCGGUUUCUAAUCGAUCAUGUCACUGGUCAAAUUUCUUAGCUUGUAAAGGUGGAGAGUCUGUUUAUUAAGAAAAACGUGAUGGAGAUUGAUCUUGAACAUCCGUCUGUACAGGGAGGAAAAUUAGACAGGAUAUUAGAUACAAGCACUUUCAUGCUUGCUGAGGAAGUGGAUACGAAUUAUUCUAGAAAUACUGGACCUGUUCUUGGAAACUCUGCUGGAAAUGAGGCUGAAAACAUAGUGAUGAGAGGCCAAGUAUUACAAGCUGACAGUAGUCGGGCUAACAUAAAUGAGCCCCAAUGUGGGUUGGAGUUUGAAUCAAAGGAGGCGGCGUAUUCUUUUUACAGGGAAUAUGCCAGGUUGGUGGGAUUCGGCAUUACUAUAAAAGCCAGUCGUCGAUCCAAAAAAUCAGGAAAGUUCAUUGAUGUGAAAAUUUCAUGUUCUAGGUUCGGAAAUGAGCGCAAGACAAGUGCAAUAUCUAGUUUCCGAUCAUGUCCAAAGACGGAUUGCAAGGCAAGCAUGUAUAUAAAAAAACGGAAUGACGGGACAUGGUUUAUAUACAGUUUUGUUAAAGAGCAUAAUCAUGAGAUUUGCCCUGAUAACUUUAGUCAUGCCACCAAAGGCAGGAGCGAGCAAUCUGGUGUUAUUGCGGGUCAAAAGAAAGGGCUUCAGUUAUCCUUAGAUGAGGAUGAUGUACAAGUUCUAUUUGAAUACUUUAUGACUUCGCGAGCUGAAAAUCCCAAUUUCUUGUAUGCUAUAGAUUUGGAUCAGGAAAAGCGUAUGAGAAAUGUGUUUUGGGUUGAUGCAAAAGGUAGAAAUGACUACAAAAACUUCUCUGACGUAGUCUUUUUUGAUAUGAAUUAUGUAAGGCAGAAAUAUAAGAUCCCAUUUGCUCCAAUUUUUGGUGUAAAUCAUCACUUCCAGUUCAUAUUGUUUGGGUGUGCUUUAAUUGGGGAUGAAACUACGUCUUCAUUUCUUUGGUUGAUGCGCACUUGGCUUAGAGCAAUGAAUGGUCAAGCUCCUGCAGUGGUUAUUACUGAUGAAGACGAGGCAUUGAAGGAGGCAACUUCGGAGGUAUUUCCAGAAACACACCAUUGUUUUUGUCUCUGGCAUAUACUUAGGAAAAUUCCUGAGAACCUUGGUCAGACAGUAAGUAAUGUUGAAAAUUUUAGUAAGAAAUUUAAAAAAUGUGCACUUCAGUGUUGGACUGAUGAAGAAUUUGAAAAAAGAUGGCGAAAACUGGUUGGUAGAUUUGAACUUAACGAGAAUGAGUGGAUUCAAUCCUUGUAUAAAGAUCGCAAAAAAUGGGUCCCAACUUAUAUCAGGGACUUUUCUUUGGCUGGACUCUCUACAACUGAACGUUGCGAGAGUAUAUCCUCUUUCUUUGACAAACAAAUAAAUGCCGAAAUUACAUUUAAGGAGUUUAUUGAUCAGUACAAAGUAUUUCUGAAUGAGAGGUAUGCGGAGGAGGACAAAGCUGAUUUCGAAAUACUAAAGAAACAGCCCAUAUUAAGAACCCUGUCGCCUUUUGAGAAACAAAUGUCAGUGGUAUAUACACAUGCAAUAUUCAAAGAAUUCCAAGUAGAAGUAUUAGAAACAGAUUCUUGUAGUAUACAAAAGGAAAACCAAGGAAAGACCGUAUUAACAUGUCUGGUUGAUGAUUUUGAAGGGACACGGAAUUUCUGUGUAAGCUGGAGUGAAGCAGAAUCAAGCAUUUGUUGUUCAUGCCGUUCAUUUGAAUACAGAGGUUUUCUCUGUAGACACGCAUUGAUAGUUCUUCAGCUCUCUGGUAUAUCCAACAUACCAUCUCAGUAUAUACUGAAAAGGUGGACGAAGGAUGCAAAAAAUAAUCAGACAUUGGAUGUUAAUUAUAAACGGCCUUAUUACAGGGUUGAAAGGUUUAAUGAUCUGUGUAAACUUGCUGCAAAACUGGGUGAAGAAGGAGCCGUGUCUCAGGAAAGCUACAAUAUUGCAUUCUGUGCAGUUGAAGAAGCCUUGAAACAUUGUGUGGAUGUAAAUAAUUUUGGUAAGGGUACUUCAGAAUCUACCAUCCGCAAGCAGGGGCUUUUAUACGUCAAUGAAGACAAUGGAAGGAGCAAUAUUGGCAAGACGUCUAAAAGGAAAAAAACACAAAAGAAGCAGAAGGUACGCACUGAAACUGAGUUAAUGGCAAUUAGGAGACAAGUCGCUGCCAAUCAAAUGGUGUUGGGUGAAAGAGCAAGUAAUACGGAUAUUUCUUAUGUUCCUCAACAGGAAAUGCAACGGAAGGGUUUUAGAUCUAGAACUCCAAAUUUUGAUGGCUAUUUAAGUUCCCAACCGACUGCUGAAGGAGAGGAUGGGCAUUACACCAACCAACAGGGCAUGCAUGGACUGUUAAAUACAAUUACAUCUCGAUUUGGUCAGUUCAGUGCUCAUCAGACCCUGCAUGCACUGGGACAGGUCAGUUCCACAGCACCAACUGUGCACGGGCAUUUUGGCUUUCAGGAUAGCCUUCAUGAUAUGGAAGAAACUGUGAAUAGUGCUUCGAAUUACUUGCAAGGGAAGCAUAUAUUUAGGUAGGCUUGAGAUUGAGCUGAUAACAGAUUCAGGAGCUUCUGACCCUUUGCUUAUUAUUAAUAUGAUACAUUUUUUGUUGAAACUUUCUUGUUGUGUAUAUCUCUGUUUAGCCUUAGUGCUUGUGUCAUUGUAAUUUGGAGCUUCUUACUACUUGCUAUGGGUUUAUUUUGCUUGAA